Jaculus jaculus (lesser Egyptian jerboa) is the source of this 4090-nucleotide messenger RNA. It is a transcript of the gene Rasa3, whose product is annotated as RAS p21 protein activator 3. Lineage: Eukaryota; Metazoa; Chordata; Mammalia; Rodentia; Dipodidae. Bases 90 to 2594 code for a protein of 834 amino acids. The record is from RefSeq and is a predicted model, not a curated record. Gene Ontology annotation, molecular function: GTPase activator activity. Gene Ontology annotation, biological process: negative regulation of Ras protein signal transduction; regulation of GTPase activity; intracellular signal transduction. The transcript has 24 exons.
CGGCGCUGUCCGCCGGGUUCGUCCGCCGGGCUCGUUCCCCGCCGCGGCCGCGCUGUCCGGUCCGCGCUUCGGCGAGGUAGUCGAGCAGCAUGGCGGUGGAGGAAGAGGGUCUGCGGGUCUUCCAGAGCGUGAGGAUCAAGAUCGGUGAAGCCAAGAAUCUUCCCUCCUACCCUGGGCCAAACAAGAUGAGGGACUGCUACUGCACCGUAAAUCUGGAUCAGGAGGAGGUUUUCCGGACCAAAAUUGUGGAGAAGUCACUCUGCCCCUUUUAUGGAGAAGACUUUUACUGUGAAAUCCCUCGGAGUUUUCGUCACCUGUCAUUUUACAUUUUCGAUAGAGAUGUUUUCCGGAGGGAUUCCAUCAUAGGCAAAGUGGCCAUUCAAAAGGAGGAUCUACAGAAGUACCACAACAGGGACACAUGGUUCCAGUUGCAGCAUGUGGAUGCCGACUCAGAGGUGCAGGGCAAAGUCCACCUUGAACUGAGGCUGAGUGAGGUCAUUACAGACACUGGUGUUGUCUGCCACAAGCUCGCUGCACGCAUUCUUGAGUGCCAAGGCCUCCCCAUUGUGAAUGGGCAGUGUGACCCCUAUGCCACAGUGACACUGGCUGGACCCUUCAGGUCUGAAGCCAAGAAGACAAAAGUGAAGAAGAAAACCAACAAUCCUCAGUUUGAUGAGGUGUUUUAUUUUGAGGUGACCAGACCCUGUAGCUACAGCAAAAAGUCCCACUUUGACUUUGAGGAGGAAGAUGUGGACAAACUUGAGAUUCGAGUUGACCUCUGGAAUGCCAGCAAUUUGAAGUUUGGAGAUGAGUUUUUGGGGGAGCUGAGAAUCCCACUGAAAGUUCUACGACAAUCCAGCUCCUAUGAGGCCUGGUACUUCCUGCAGCCCCGGGACAAUGGUAAUAAGACCCUGAAGCCUGAUGACUUGGGGUCUCUGAGGCUGAAUGUAGUUUACACUGAAGAUCAUGUCUUCUCCUCGGAGUACUACAGCCCCUUGAGGGACCUGCUAUUGAAGUCUGCAGAUGUGGAGCCUGUCUCAGCCUCAGCAGCUCACAUUCUGGGUGAGGUGUGCAGAGAAAAGCAAGAGGCGGCCAUCCCAUUGGUGAGGCUCCUGCUGCACUAUGGCAGGGUGGUGCCCUUCAUCAGCGCUAUUGCCAGUGCGGAGGUGAAGAGGACCCAGGACCCCAACACCAUCUUUCGAGGAAACUCACUGACAUCCAAGUGCAUAGAUGAGACAAUGAAGCUGGCAGGCAUGCACUACCUCCACGUAACCCUGAAGCCAACCAUUGAGGAGAUAUGCCAGAGCCAUAGGUCCUGUGAAAUAGACCCUGUGAAAUUGAAAGAUGGAGAAAACCUUGAAAACAAUAUGGAGAACCUGCGGCAGUAUGUGGACCGUAUCUUCACUGUCAUCACCAAAUCCGGAGUGAGCUGCCCAACAGUCAUGUGUGACAUCUUCUUCUCCCUGAGGGAGGCAGCUGCCAAGCGCUUCCAAGAUGACCUGGAUGUGAGGUACACUGCUGUGAGCAGCUUCAUCUUCCUGAGGUUCUUUGCUCCUGCCAUUCUUUCCCCCAACCUCUUCCAGCUGACACCUCAUCACACAGAUCCACAGACUUCCAGAACCCUGACCCUUAUCUCAAAAACAAUCCAAACUCUUGGCAGCUUGUCCAAGUCCAAGUCUGCCAGUUUUAAGGAGUCUUACAUGGCGACAUUCUAUGAAUUCUUCAAUGAGCAGAAGUAUGCUGAUGCUGUAAAAAACUUCCUGGAUUUGAUCUCAUCUUCAGGGAGAAGAGACCCCAAGAGCGUAGAACAGCCUAUCCUGCUUAAAGAAGGGUUCAUGAUUAAGAGAGCACAAGGAAGGAAACGCUUUGGGAUGAAGAAUUUCAAGAAGAGGUGGUUUCGCCUUACUAACCAUGAAUUCACAUACCAGAAAAGCAAAGGUGACCAGCCCCUCUGCAGUAUUCCUAUUGAGAACAUCCUGGCUGUGGAGCGACUGGAGGAGGAGUCCUUCCGAAUGAAAAAUAUGUUCCAGGUCAUCCAGCCAGAGCGUGCACUAUACAUCCAGGCCAACAACUGCGUAGAGGCCAAGGACUGGAUCGAUAUCCUCACCAAAGUGAGCCAGUGCAACCAGAAGCGCCUCACUGUCUACCACCCAUCUGCCUAUCUGAAUGGUCACUGGUUGUGCUGCAAGGCCUCCUCAGACACUGCCACGGGCUGCACGCCCUGCACCGGUGGCCUCCCGGCUAACAUCCAGCUGGACAUUGAUGGGGACCGCGAAACAGAGCGUAUCUAUUCUCUCUUCAACCUGUACAUGGGCAAAUUGGAGAAGAUGCAGGAGGCCUGUGGCAGCAAGUCUGUGUAUGAUGGUCCCGAGCAGGAAGAAUACUCAACGUUCAUCAUCGACGACCCCCAGGAGACCUACAAGACGCUGAAGCAGGUCAUCGCUGGGGUGGGGACCCUUGAGCAGGAACAUGCGCAGUACAGGAGGGACAAAUUCAAGAAGACAAGAUACGGGAGCCAGGAACACCCCAUUGGAGACAAGAGCUUCCAGAACUACAUCAGGCAGCAGUCUGAGAUCUCCACACAUUCCAUUUAAAGUUGUAGCGUAUCUCAGGACAGCGCCAACAAGCCACACCAGGAAAUCCGCAACAUUUGGAAGCAGAGAAGAGGAUGGAACACAUACAUAGUGGAGGUUUUGUGUUUUCCAGCUCAUGCAGUCCCACCCAGCCGUUGGGGCCACUUCAAGCCACUGUUCCCUACAGGAACUGUUGUUGCCCAGCUGUGCAUUCUCCUUGCCUCCCAGAGCAGGUGGUCUGAGCUGUUCUGGAACAUUUGGUCAUUUGUCUUUUUACUCACUUUGGUUUCAUGGGGAUCCAGGAAUCCAUUGAAUAUUCGAAAAGUGUAUACUUUCUCGAAAUUCAUUCCUAGGUGGCCCGGUCCUUCCUCAGGGAGCCAUGGCCAGUCCAAUCAUGGCAAUGCAUGCCUUCUGCAAAGUGCUCACUGUCUCUUGUGCUUCGCACGCUGGUGUCUGUAGCUCUAUACACAUGUAGCCUUCUAGUCCCAGCCCCAGACACUCUGCUUUAUUCCUAUUUGGGAUGUUAUAAGCAGUGUUUUCUCAGCACCCUCUCUGUUCAGCUUGUAUUGAUUUUGUUCCUGGCUAAAGGGUUAGAAGCUGGGCUGGGCAGACUGAUACAGAAUACCCUUGGUAUUUUUAGCAUGGGAAUCCUUUUGCAGAGUACCUGGGGAAGGAGAGCCAUUGUUCCAGUCUUUCCUGGAACAACAACUGCUAGCCCCCAGUUUAAGUAUAUAUCUGGCUUCUAGAAGGUAUUUGAAAUUAGAAUCUACAUGCUUGCCACUUCUGCGGAAGUUUGGGAAAGAUUUUUUAAAUGUGCAUUUUUUUCAAGCUGUUUUUCUUAAUGUUUUUAAAGGACUGUUUUUAACUAGCUCUUUGAUAUGAGGUAAUUCGAAACAUCAAAGCCCAUCAUGUUAAAAGGGAGGCCACAAAGGGCAAAUCCAAAGGGAACAAUAUUUGUUUCUCAUAAAGCCAACCAAGGGUCCUCAGGGAAGAGGGGAGAGCCCCAGGUUGGAGGCUGCACCUUCAGGGAUGCAAAGGCCAAGGGUAGUGUUUUGCCUGCUGUAUCUCCAUGAACCUUAGAAGUUGGGCAGGGCAAUAUCUGGGGCCACUUUGGAUCAGGGUGGGAGGGUAUUGAAAUGGGCAAGACAGGCUGCUUCAGCUUUGCCCUAUACUGCUAUCAGAGCCUUGUCCUGAACAGUGUCUCCACAGGCUAAGGAAGAAGGUGCUCAGCAAGCAGGCAUUGCUGAAGGACACAGGAUGCACCUUGGUACUAGUCUCUCUGUUCUUGGUGGGAAGUACCACAUUGACUCUUCAAUUAAAAGAACAAGUGACAACAGCCGUGGUUGUCACAGUAGUAGAAGAAAGUACAAAAAGUAAAGCUAUGGACAUAGCAAUCAGACUGCACUGAACUUGAGUUUUUAACACGGAUUUGUAACUUAAUGUUUCUGUUUAUAAAGUACUAAUGAUUUGCAAUGUAUUUUACUGGUCAAUUAAAACAGAUGCUUUAUUCUUUCUGA